Symbiodinium pilosum is the source of this 974-nucleotide messenger RNA. The record is from the annotation of a GenBank genome assembly. NCBI's taxonomy places the organism in Eukaryota, Dinophyceae, Suessiales, Symbiodiniaceae.
AUGAACAGCGUCUUUGCGGACGAAUUCCGGAGAAAGAAGGGGCACAUUGCUGCCAGCGCAAAGCUCAACUUGGCGAUAGUCAUCCUGCUCAUAACAAACACCAUCAUUCUGGGGAUAGAGGUGGACGACCAGAGGUCAACCGCAGAAGUUGGUGGCAAAAUUGGGUUUGUUCUCCUUGAGAUUUUCUUCGCGACGGUCUUUAUCAUGGAAUGGCUGGUCCGACUUCACCAACAAAGAUACGAGUUCUUCCAUGAUGGCUGGAACGUAUUUGAUUUUAGUCUCGUGCUCAUGGGGUUCGGCGAUUUGAUGAUGACGUUGUUCCGCCCAGUUGCAGGCGUACAGCUGGCCAAGGCAUUUCGAGUUUUUCGUGGCCUACGAGUUGCCCGCAGUGUUAAGGGCGUCAAUGGCCUUGGGGGUCUUUGGUUCAUGAUCCAAGGCCUGCUGGACUCGUUCAAGGCUGUGGCUUUUGUUGCCUGCAUUGCGGCAGUCGUGCUGUACGUCUUUGCAGUGUCUCUGACCUCGGUGGUGGCCACAGAUCCUAUAGUUCUGACCUACUGGCCCAUGUCGCAGUUCUACUUCGGAACUAUAGGACAGUCAAUGAUGACUAUGCUGCAAGUUGCAACGUUAGAUAGCUGGGCAGCAGUGGUAACUCGCCCUCUGUUCGACUUGUCUCCUCCCGCGGUUGUGCUCUUGAUUCUGGGUGUGGUUCUGCUGUCCUUCGCUAUCUUCAAUCUGCUUGUGGCGGUUAUGGUCAAGCAAAUCACCACCCUGGCGUCUGAUAGCAAGGAGACCUCCGCGAGGAUGUUGGUCAACUCGGAGAGAUACGUCUUGCACCGCCUGUUGAUAGAAUUCGGCCGGUAUGAUCAGGACAACACCGGCUACCUUGGCCGCAGAGAGUUCAAGAAAAUGAUAAGGCAACCUGACGUGCUGGCAAAGUUGUCCCUGUUGGGCCUUCGCGUGGACGAAGCGGAAGA